CUAACCUUCCCCUUCUCCUUCAAUCAAGAAGGAAGAGUAACAUCGGCCAUCUUGAGUUUCUUUUUCAGAGAAGAGCUCGUAGGAAUACAAUAUGAGUUCUCUGAAGCUGCAGAAGAGGCUAGCAGCCUCUGUUAUGCGAUGUGGCAAGAAGAAAGUCUGGUUGGAUCCUAAUGAAAUCAAUGAAAUUGCAAAUACAAAUUCUCGACAAAACAUUAGAAAACUAAUCAAAGAUGGUCUUAUUAUCAAGAAGCCUGUGGCUGUACACUCGAGAGCUCGUGUUCGUAAGAAUACUGAGGCCAGACGCAAAGGUCGUCAUUGUGGAUUCGGUAAAAGGAAGGGUACUGCAAACGCACGUACACCUCAAAAAGAUCUUUGGAUUCAAAGGAUGCGAGUUCUUCGUCGUCUCUUAAAGAAAUAUCGCGAGACAAAGAAGAUUGACAGACACUUGUACCAUUCGUUGUACAUGAAAGCCAAGGGUAAUGUGUUUAAAAACAAGCGAGUGUUGAUGGAGUUUAUUCAUAAGAAGAAGGCAGAGAAGGCUCGCGCUGAGAUGUUGUCCGAUCAGGCCGAGGCCCGACGCACGAAAGUCAGGGAAGCACGCAAACGUCGUGCGGAGCGCAUUGCCUCGAAAAAGCAAGAACUUCUACAAUCGUAUCAACGCGAGGAUGAUGCAGCGGCGGCGGCUGCAGCUGCGCAAAAGAAGUAAUUUGCGUGAAAAUAAUAUCUUAAAAUUAUAUAAAUAAAGU
Formica exsecta is the source of this 746-nucleotide messenger RNA. RefSeq names its product 60S ribosomal protein L19 (gene RpL19). Gene Ontology annotation, molecular function: structural constituent of ribosome; RNA binding. The record is from RefSeq and is a predicted model, not a curated record. The transcript is spliced from 4 exons. Gene Ontology annotation, cellular component: cytosolic large ribosomal subunit; ribosome. NCBI's taxonomy places the organism in Eukaryota, Metazoa, Arthropoda, Insecta, Hymenoptera, Formicidae. Gene Ontology annotation, biological process: translation. Bases 92 to 706 code for a protein of 204 amino acids.